AGUGCCUGCGAGCUCCGCUGCUGCUUGGGGAAUUCACUUUGCUGCUUGUUCGCUUCUCCCUUCCUCAGGCUUCUUCUGAUGGUUUUCCGUCUCCUGCCCGAGCCUUUCCUUUAAAAGGAAAACUUUACUGCGAUACCCUUUUCCCCUUGGAGGAGAGGAUUAAAAGUUCCAAGAACUGGUGCCGCCCGUGCCAUUUGGGCGCUGGGAAGGUGCUCGGCGGCGGGGUUCCCGGUCCCACCAUGUGCACCAACAUAGUUUACGAGUGGCUCAAAGCGCUGCAGCUUCCGCAGUACGCGGAGUCCUUCGUGGAUAACGGCUACGAUGACCUGGAGGUGUGCAAGCAGAUCGGGGACCCGGACCUGGAUGCCAUCGGGGUGCUGGCGCCCGCGCACCGCCGCCGUAUCCUGGAGGCCGUGCGCCGGCUGCGGGAGCAGGACGCCAACGCCGCCGGCCUCUACUUCACGCUUGAGCCGCAGCCGGCGCCCCCCGGGCCGCCCGCCGACGCCGUCCCCACCGGCCGCCGGGGGGAGCCGUGCGGCGGCCCGGCCCAGGGCACCCGCGGGGACUCUCGCGGCCACACGACCGCCCCCCGCAGCAGGGAGCUGGUGAGCUACCCCAAACUGAAGCUGAAGAUCAUGAUCAGGGAUAAGCUCGUCCGUGACGGCAUCCACCUGAGCAAGCCCCCGUACUCCCGCAAGGUAAGUGGUGUUUUAUCUUCAUUGCUUCAGGGAGUGUUGAUUUGUCUGGUAAGUGUUCGUUUUGCUCUGGUACAAGGUACUACUUCAAAGAUGCAUGUGAAUUGCCUGUGAGAACCAAAAGGCAAACCAGAAAGCAUAAGCGAACUUUGGAAAUGAUAUACACUGAGAAGGCUGGUGUGUGUUCAAUCUUGUUCAGAUUUUUUCUUUUUUCUGAGAGCUUACUUUGGAGUUACAACACACUUUGUUCUUCGGUCUGGAAAAGAGCCCAGGGGCUGAUUAAGUGUUGAUGAAAACUUGCCUUCCAUAAAUUCUUUUUAUGUGAAUUUUCUUGUCUUUUUUUCUUUUACUUCUUUCUGCCUUUAUUGGAAUUUUUUAAAUGCCCUCCAUUCAGAUUUUGAUAAAACCAUAAAACUCCAGAUAGAGGCAUUUUGCUGAAGUUUUUGCUACUUACGUAUACUGUGUUACUCCAGUAUUUUGACUAAAUUGUUACCCAGAACCUCCUUUGCUUUUCUGUUCUCCUCCUCCUGUGUCACGGUGGUUUCAUCUGUACGGUAUUAAUGUUCCAUUGGUACUCAGCACAAUGUGGCGAUUAAGUCCUACUUCUCAAUAACAUUUUUAUUAAGCUACUGAAACAAAUAUGUCCCUAAAUUUCUAGCUGUACUGGCACAGACAUUAUUUUACUGAUUCCUUCUAUAAAUUAGUGACUGAGAGUUGCUGUUUUUCUAGAUAUGUUGUUGAUACCGAGAUUUUUUCCUUUAAAAGAAUUACCAAGGAGCUAUCCAGGAUGAAGAUGAAUUGCAAGGAGAGAAAAAAAAAAAAACACGAAUCAUUUGAUCUGUGAAUUUCAUAGUUGAAUAUACCCAACAUCUGAUGAUUUUAUUUUGUUUCUUAUAAUAGUGGACUCUCCCACUUUUUUGAGCUGACACAGAAAAUGCUAGACCACAUUGUCUUUUGAAAGGAAUAUAGGAAAUUCCAUUUCCCUGUGUGUAAUAUCUAUAGACCUUUGUUAUCUUACGUUAUAGGUUCAGAUUAUUGGUUCCGUUAGAAGUAAUUGUUCUUUAAAAGCAUUGAAUUUGGUUUAGCUAUAUUCUGCUGUCCUCUCCUUCACGUUCAUCAUCCCCCAAAAUUUUGCCAUUACAUUAAUAAAUUUAGCUGAGAUAUAUCUAUAUCUAUAUCUGUAUAGUUAGGUGCUUAAAGAGGUUUUUAUUUUAAAUAUACAUUGGAUCUAUUUGCCUUUUGGGGGAAGGGUUCUUUUUUGGUUUUUUGUUUUGUUUUGUUUUGAUUUUUGCUUUUGAUCAUCUGAGCUUAAAAUGUUUUACUUGUGUUUAUGUGUGUUUAAUAGAACAUGUUUGAAGAAGAGUCCCCAGAGGUCAACUAAACUGCUCUUGAAACGUUCAAAAGACGCAGACAUUGCUUUAAAUAACCCAUAUGGGAUUUUGACCCCAUGCUGUUUGCAGUCCUGCAAUAGAAUUUUUCUAUUAAAGAUUCUGGAUUAAAAAGAUCAGAAAACAGGAGACAGAAAGAUGGAGGGGUGAAGAAGGUUAGAUUUCAAACUUGCAUAGGCUUUUCCCCAGACUUUGAAGCCUAUCAGAGACCCACAGACGUGUGAACCAAGACAUUAUUUGAACAGCCUGCUUAACAACAGGCUGAAUAGAGAACCACAUUUUAAAUUGACAAAGUUAGCCCGUGCUGAGAGUUUUUUAUUAUUUGCCUUUGACCUUAUUGGACACUGUAAAUGAAAUAUAGUGGUGCAGGUUUGAAAAGGCCAGGGGCUACUUAGUUAUGCCACUCCUAUGAUGGGGGAAAAAACCCAAGAGUGAACAAAUACAGUAUAUUUAACUCUAUCCCCUUAACUCAGACCGCAGUAAUAUAAAUGGUUCCAAUCUGUAACCCCAGUUUGGUAAGAAAUCUUUUGUUAUUUUUAAAUUCAUUUCACUAUAUUCAGGUAAGCCACACAGAAAAGUCAAAGCUGGAGAGGGGGCUGAGUUUUAUUUUCACUAUAAAGAGAACUUGAAAACACUUUAUUUGGGAUAAAGUCUAUUUUUAACUUAGGUUUCCUAAUUUCUAUCACGCUACUUCUAAUGCUUCUACAUGCUACUUACUGCCACUCUAAAAUCAGAUGCACUAGAGUUUCUGCCAGCAAACUUAUCUAAAAUAUCGUUAUUUUUCUUAUUAAAAAAUGUCAGUCUAGUUAUCUGUAACAUACAAUGACCACACUGGAUUUCCACUCCUGGGUAAAAGCAACUAUAUGAUUAUAUAAGUGACAAUUGUACAACGCUCAUUUCUAUAUUGUUUGAGAACUCUUAUGUGAUAUGGAUAACUAAAAGAUACUAUACUUCCUCAACAUUAAAUUUUUAAUUCUAUUAGGUUCAUUUUGUUAUACUGCAUUUCUUAAAUAAUUCAAGUAUGAUAAAAUAUAUUGUAGAAUUGGACUGAAUUAUGAAAUGCAUUGUAAUUAAUUUCUUUCCUCUAGUGACUUGUGUUAGUACUUUGCUGAUAAUAAGAAAUAUGAUGUAUCCUGAACCUCAUGAAGAUACAAUGUUAGAGCAGAAGGUAUAAGACAUGUCAGGCACUUCAAAAAACAGAUAGAAAACCAAGACGGAAUAUGAAGCCUGGAAUAGAAAACAAGCAUCUUAGGAGAAGGGAAGGCAUUGAAAUUUUCACGCAGUUAGCCGUGCAGAGAAAACACAGUUUAUUUUUCUAUGACUAAUAUGAUCAUUUUGCAUUCUUACCAUACCAGAUGGGAGAAAUUGGGAUUUGCUUUUUAAUAUAUCUCAAUCUCUUCUCAUUUAAACCAUCUUCUGUCAUCCUGAAAAAGUAGGCAAAGCUUAACUUCCUGUAGGUUCUGGCUGAAGAGUAUCUGCUCUGCCUAUCUGCAGCCCCCAGCCUCAGCAUGGCCUCCUGAUAUUGGGCUGGUUCACAUGUGUGCACUAGCUGGGACCCACUCAGCUGCAUCAAGGUUUGUGCGUGGCAUUCAGACUGCUGCUGUGAACUGUGGUUUUGCCUCUCCUGGCUUGAUACGUCCUCCUGAGGUCUAGCUAACUCACAUUUGGCCCCGACCUGGUAUGACCACCCUCACCCUGUACCCAGGCUGUCAGGGACAGUUCAUGCUGGGAAGUUCACAGCCAGCACAACCUUCUCCUCCUUCCUAAUGGGCACAGUGGAAACCUGGGCCAUCUCCCCAAAGCAGCAGGGUAAGCUCAGGUGUUGGGGACCUUAAGUUUCCUCACUGAAUCCAAACGUUUGGACCUCCCACAUUCUUCCAGGCACUCUUGGAAACAGUCUGUUCCCGAAAACCCAAACAGGAAGCAGGCUGAAAUCCUCCUCACCCUCAAUAUUGCUCUCAGCCAAAUUUCACAAUCCUGCCUGCCAAGAUUUUGAAAUAGAGAGGGGAGGUCAAGUUUUCUUUCUCUGUUUCCCUCGCCUCCACAUCUUUCUCUUCCCACCGUCGUUCUGGAAGGGUGUUCUGCUUUCUUUACCUCAUAUUCUAGACCUUUCUACUCAGGCCAUGUAAUAAAUUCUAAGAUCUAGUAGCCAGGCUUGGCUCUCCAUGUGCUAAGUGAGAGCAAAUAGGACUUAAAAAAAUUUUUCUCCCUCAAUUCUGACCUUUAUGACUGUUAACCCAACUCCAGGAUUCUAUUUGGUCAUCAAAGACCAAACUGACCCUUUCUUUUCACCUUUCCUUGUUUCUUGUUUCUUUUCUUUCUUUCUUUCUUUCUUUUUUUUUUUAUGACGGAGUCUCGCUCUGUCGCCAGGCUGGAGUGCAGUGGCGCGAUCUCGGCUCACUGCAAGCUCCGCCUUCCGGGUUCACGCCAUUCUCCUGCCUCAGCCUCCCACGUAGCUGGGACUACAGGAGCCCACCAACACGCCCGGCUAAUUUUUGUAUUUUUAGUAGAGACUGGGUUUCACCGUGUUAGCCAGGAUGGUUUCGAUAUCCUGGCCUCGUGAUCCACCCGCCUUGGCCUCCCAAAGUGUCUUUUCUUUCAUUUCUACCAUCACAGCCCUAAUGCCCUUUCUAUACCAGACAGGUCAGUGCAUUGGGCUCACAAAUGAGCAACUCAAGUACACAGAAAUGCAAACGAGAGAAGCACAUCAAAAUGUGUCUACCGCACUGCGUGUCCUUCAAGGAGAUUGGUGUGGGUUCCAGGGGAUUGUGUGUUUGAUCAGCAAAAAAAUAAAAAUGAUAUUUAUUUUAUUUGGUGGCUUAUGUCAGGGGCAUAGAGAAAGGCUGGGGCUAGACUUAAGGGGAAUUUGAUUGAUUGGCCAAAGGCUUCAGUCAUAUAGAGCCACAGUCCCAAAGUGAUUUCGGCAAAGCAGUCAUUCCGUAAGAUGUUCUGACAGACGCAGAAUAAAUGUAUUUGGGAUUGCUACAUACCAUAUGGCCCCUCUUAAGACUCUUAAUGUGUAUUAGCAUAGUAAUGUUUCAGAUAAUUCCUGCCACAUCGGGAUACAUAGAACACCAUUUAACGCAGGGGGGCCAUAUUCAUGUAACACCUAUUAACAAUCGAGAAAUCUUUCCCUUGAGAACUGCUGCUAGUGUAAUGAUGAAGCUAGAAAUUGGUUUUGGUGAGAACCAACAGGAGGGAAGUAGAGCUUUAGGAAGUUCUUUCAGUUUUUAUUCAGAGUAAGAGGGCUUACUCUGUCCAAGGCACGCUGAUUAAUCAGUCCAAAAAGAUGAAUGCCAAAUCGGUGCUUGAGGACUCAGAAUUUCCCAAAAUUGCCAUCUUUAUGUGUAAGUAUAGAAUGUCAGCUAUUUACAGUCAGUUUGCUAUGCAGUACCAGUAAAAUACUCUGCUUGUAUUUGAUAUAUCAAGAUUAUUAAAGAAAUUACCAACCUUCCCCCAAAAUAAUUGUUUUUAGUGAACAGCUAAUGUUAUUUCCUUUGCUGGGUAGGCGUGAUAUAUUAAUGGUGAUGGAUAUCAAUUGUGUAUCAAUGGAGAUGAAUGAAUGUCAACACUUUGAACAUACUAUCAAGGUAUUCCAAAAUAUUUUUAUGGUAAUAUUGCUGAAACUAAGCCUUUUUUGGUGAUCUUUGUUUUUGUUUGUUUGUUUGUUUCGAGACAGAGUCUCGCUCUGUCACCCAGGCUGGAGUGCAGAGACGUGACCUCAGCUCACUGCAAGCACUGCCUCCCAGGUUCAAGUGAUUCUCCUGCCUCAGCCUCCCUAGUAGCUGGGAUUACAGGCAUGCACCACCACACCCGCGAAUUUUUUUUGUACUUUUUGUAGAGAUGGGGUUUUGCCAUGUUGGCCAGGCUAGUCUUGAACUCCUGACUUUCAAGUGAUCCUCCCGCCUUGGCCUCCCAAACUGCUGGGAUUACUGGCGUGAGCCACCGCACCCGGCCCUUUUUUGAUGAUCUUUGAAAGAACCUAUAUGAAAUAAAACUUGGAGAGACCUACAUUUCAUUUCAUAAUGUAUUAUCUCCUUUUUUAAUUGAAAAUAUUACAACUUUCUAUGUUAAUCAUGAUAAAAUGCCUCAGAGGACUUUUUAUAUUUUAUACAGCUUGACCAAUUUUAUGUUUUAAUUUUUAAUUUUUUCUCCUUCCUUCAUAUAGUAUUCUUUUUUAAUGUGCCUUUAUCCUCACUGAAUACCCUGACAUAUUCAAAACCUCCUACAGUUGAUGUCAGUAAUACUAAGCGUCAAGAUCUCCAAAUUCAUCUAAUUCCAGUUUACUUUGUCAAUAAUCCUUGUCCUCUUUUCAAAAGUGUGGCAUAUUUUGAAAAAUAAUCAGAUAUUUUUAAAUCCGUGUAAAACAGGAGAGUCCACUGUAAAUCUUUGCUUUACCAAAGGUGGUUUAUUCAGCUACAAUUUCUCUCAUUUUGGUUUUUUUUUUUCUCUUUCUUCCUUUGGCCACUUCAGCCAUUCGACUCUCAGAAAUUCUGUCAGGAAAAAUAAAUGGAUAUGAAAUCUGAAGAUAAAGGUUUGUGGGGAAAGAAUAAAAGGAUCAUGAAAUGUCAGGGCUGAAAAAUAUCUUAGCAUCCAGCCUAGUGUUCUAUUUACACCAUCCCUGUUUUGGCUCCCAAUCUGAUUCUCUUCCUAUUGCAUCAAACUGAGUUUUAAAGAAAUUUGAAACUAUGCAUUUCAAGACUAUUUGGUGAUUAUGUUAAUCUCCAAUUCUGCCUAUUUUUGAUUAUGUUAAAAUCAGCCAAAAUAUAGAACAUAGAGUUAUGCUUAUGCCCAACAUCAUAAUAUGCCUUCAGUUAUUAACAUAUGUUGUAGGUAAGCUUGUUAUUAUUUGAAAUGUAAAUAUUUAUAUGUGUAAUGUGUAAAAGUUUUCAAAUAUGGGUCAUAACAUAUCCAAUGGUUUAUUUGUCUAUGCCACUAAUACAUCUUUGGGCACCCAAGUUUAAGUGCAGUACAUUUUGCUGGUUGAUGUACCAAGGAAUGACUUAUAAUUGUGAUGAAAUUUGAACUUCAUAUUGCAAAAGAUAAUCAUCAUUUGCUAGAAAAAAUUAAAACCGUUUAAAUUUUUAUCAUAGAAAGAGCUAAAAGAAAUUCUAAGUAUAUUUUUAUAGAUGAGCCACUUUGGAAAUUUCACAGAUAAAACACCAGCUUGUUAACAGAGUUAAGCUACCAAAAAGACACUCCAGAAUGGGCCGUAACAUAACUUUUUACCAGUGUAACUUACACUGUGAUUUAAAAGUGUGUAUGUGGUCAAAUAUGUUUCCUUUGUUUUCACUGAAGUAUUUUUAUUCAGUAAAUACAGUCAUUAUUUUAUCACCUUCGUGUUUUAAGCUCGAAUUGUAUUGAAUCACAUUUAGUAAGUAAAAUAAUCUAUACUCCUGCAAUUCUGAAAGUGAUUCAAAUCCAUUUUAGGAUACCAGAUUGAAAAACAGCAACUUAAUGUUGAGAUAACGUCAUGGGGUGCACAGUGAUAUUUUGAUCAGCAAUGGACCACAUAUAGGAUAGCGGUGGUCCCAUCAGAUUACAAUGGAGCUGAAAAUUUCUUAUCUCCUAGUGACACGGUAGCCAUUGGAACAUUAUAGCAUACUUUAUUUUUAUAAAUUUAUUGUGGCCUAAGUGUAAGGUGUUUUUAAAACCUAUGGGAGUGUACGCUAAUGUCCUAGGCCUUCGCAUUCACCCAUCACUCACUGACUCAGCCAAAGUAACUUCCAGUCCUGCUAGCUCCAUUCGUGGUAAGUGCCCUGUACAUGUUUACCAUUUUUAACCUCUUUUUUUUUUUUUUUGAGACAGAGUCUCGCUCUGUCGC
Molecule: messenger RNA, 7907 nt
Organism: Homo sapiens (human)
Lineage: Eukaryota; Metazoa; Chordata; Mammalia; Primates; Hominidae
Gene: SAMD5
Product: sterile alpha motif domain containing 5
Exons: 2
Coding region: 240-809 (189 amino acids)
Cellular component (GO): cytoplasm
Source: RefSeq, a predicted model, not a curated record